CGCGGAGUUAUUCUGGAGAGCUGUCAGUGCACGGAGACUGCUGGGGACAUCCUGCCUCACUCCUUACAUGAUUAUUUUUGGCAUUUUAUCCGAAAAACAGAACGACUGUUCUCACUUAUUUCCGACAACUACUGAGUCAGUCCACCUGGAGUUUCUUUAGUUUGGCGCGUAUCUGAGAAGGCACACUAAAAAGUCUUGUUAGAGAUGUCUUAUGGUGAGACCGUGAUGGUGGAGCAUUGAGGAAGCAAGAUCAAGAAGGGAAGACAGAGAAAUAUUUCAGAGGAAGGGUUUGAGCUGAAGACCAGAGUGAUGUUGGCCCCUGAACAGGAGCUGCUGAGCUCUUCCAAACCCAUCAAAUACGGAGAGCUCAUCGUCCUCGGCUACAACGGCUCCCUACCGAACGGAGACCGUGGCAGAAGAAGGAGUCGUUUUGCUCUGUUUAAGAGACCCAAAGCCAAUGGAGUCAAACCCAGCACCGUCCACAGCACAUGCAGUCCACAGACCGCCAAGGCCAUCAGCAACAAAAACCAGCACAGUGUGUCGUAUACGCUGUCCAGGGCGCAGACGGUAGUCGUGGAGUACGCACACGACAGCACCACCGACAUGUUUCAGAUCGGCCGGUCCACUGAAAGCCCCAUUGAUUUUGUGGUGAUGGACACGGUGCCUGGUUGUCACGGCAAAAGCGGCACGCUGUCGUCUCAGAGCACUAUAUCACGAUUUGCGUGUCGGAUCGUGUGUCAGAGAGCGCCGCCCUACACCGCGCGCAUCUACGCUGCCGGCUUCGACUCGUCCAAAAGCAUCUUCCUGGGGGAGAAAGCUGCGAAAUGGUGGUGCGCUGACAGCCAGAUGGACGGCCUGACCACCAACGGCCUAUUAGUAAUGCGACCGCCGCACGGCUUCACCUGCGAGUCCAAACCGGGCUCCUGGAGAGAGAUCUCAGUCUGCGGCAACGUCUUCACGCUCCGAGAGACCCGGUCCGCUCAGACACCCGGAAAACUGGUGGAGAAUGAGUGUCACGAGCUAGUGGAUGGCACUUUAAUCGACCUGUGCGGCGCGACUCUGCUGUGGCGUUCGGCGGAGGGUCUGUUGCGCACGCCGACCCCCAAACACCUGGAGGUGCUGCGGCGGGAGCUGAACGCGGCGCGGCCCCAGUGUCCCGUGGGCCUGCACACCCUGGCCUUCCCCAGCCUGGAGCGCUCCUCCAGCCCCGACCACCAGCCCUGGGCCUACCUGACCUGCGGCCACGUGCACGGACAGCACGGCUGGAGGGGCUCCGCCGAGGAGGACGAGUCCCAGAGCAGAGAGGAGCCGGGGCUGGAGCAGGGCGAGCGCGAGUGCCCGCUGUGCCGCACCCGGGGCCUGUACGUGCCGCUGAAGCUAGGCCGCGAGUCGGGCUUCUACCUGGACGCCGCGCCCCCCACGCACGCCUUCAGCCCCUGCGGACACGUGUGCUCGGAGCGCACCGCCGCCUUCUGGAGCAGACUGCUGCUGCCACACGGCGCUCACGGCCUCUGCCCCGCCUGCCCCUUCUGUAUGCGGCCGCUCGCCCGCCACAGGAAGAGCGUCAGGCUCAUCUUUCAGGGGACGCUGGACUGAGUGUGUGUGGCUGCGUCCCAAAUCACCAACUACACCCUUAAAGGGUUAGUCCACCCAAAAAUGAGAUUUAGCCCAUGCUUUACUC
Sinocyclocheilus rhinocerous is the source of this 1681-nucleotide messenger RNA. RefSeq names its product E3 ubiquitin-protein ligase pellino homolog 1-like. The coding region runs from base 310 to 1596 and encodes 428 amino acids. NCBI's taxonomy places the organism in Eukaryota, Metazoa, Chordata, Actinopteri, Cypriniformes, Cyprinidae. The transcript has 7 exons. Gene Ontology annotation, molecular function: protein binding; ubiquitin protein ligase activity. The record is from RefSeq and is a predicted model, not a curated record. Gene Ontology annotation, biological process: protein K48-linked ubiquitination; regulation of Toll signaling pathway.